Anopheles arabiensis is the source of this 2521-nucleotide messenger RNA. It is a transcript of the gene vih, whose product is annotated as ubiquitin-conjugating enzyme E2 C. The record is from RefSeq and is a predicted model, not a curated record. Lineage: Eukaryota; Metazoa; Arthropoda; Insecta; Diptera; Culicidae. Bases 707 to 1237 code for a protein of 176 amino acids. The transcript has 2 exons.
CCUCGCCCUUUCGGAAAUUAUUAAAUGCCAGACUCAGCAAACUGAAACGAAGGCAAUUGUUGUAGCGAAGAAAGAGGGAACGAAUCGCAUCGCGCUCAAGGUAGCCUUUGGCAAAAAAAAAACUGCUGCUGGACCAGACCGAAGGACGAACGAGUUAUCGAACGCCUGCAAAAGGUUGUGAAUAAGCGUACAGUUCUAAACGCCAUCCCAAACCAACGCCAUCCUCCAUCGAGUCGCUGUGCCAGUUUUAGGCGUGUACAGGGAGAGAGAGAGAGAGUGUGUGCGUGUGUCGCCAUUGGGAAAUAGAAAACGGUGUGCGCGUUCGGAGCGGUGCGGCACGGAAGCGUAGCGGAGUGUGUUAAAGCAACAAUUCUUCUCCAGACUUGCAUCUCAGCGCCCAGCUGGGGAGCUCUCGGUCAGUAAGAAAGCCAGUGGGCAACACGUCACUGGCGAAGCAGAACGCCUCUAUCGCCGUAAUUAUCGCGCGUUUGACAUAAACGUACGAAAGGAAGGGCAGACCAGAGGAGGAGGAGGAGGAGGAGGAGCAGCUGCAUCUAUUCACCAUCCGCAUUGCUAGUGCGCUAGAGUGUGCGGAAGAAAAGAGGUCUGGGGCAAGCGGAACCACAACGCGUCCUAAAAGAAAAGGAGAAGGUGUGCGUGUGUGCGUUUGGUUAGCGCAGAUCAACAAGAAACGGGAGGAGAAAGAAUGGCCCAAAACAUCAACCCCGAGCGCGCACAGUCAUCGAACCCAUCGAAACAGAACGAUGAGGCGCUGAUAAACAACAAUAACCAGGCGGUUAGCAAACGACUCCAAAAAGAGCUGAUGGCGCUGAUGCUGUCGUCGGAAAAAUCGAUCUCCGCCUUCCCGGAGGGUGAAAACUUCUUCAAAUGGAUCGGCACUAUCAGCGGCCCGGACGAUACCGUCUACAAGGGGCAGAAGUACAAGCUGCUGCUGGAGUUCCCCAACUCGUACCCGUACUCGGCACCGAACGUCAAGUUCAUCACGCCCUGCUUUCACCCGAACGUUGACCUCAGCGGUUCGAUCUGCCUUGACAUACUGAAGGACAAGUGGUCCGCGCUGUACGACGUGCGGACGAUCCUGCUCUCGAUUCAGUCCCUGCUCGGGGAACCGAACAACGAUAGCCCGCUCAACUCGCAGGCCUCCCAGCUGUGGCCGAACCAGGUCGAGUACAAAAAAUAUUUGGACGAUUUCUACGAGAAGAACAAGGACUCCUAAAGUGGUGGGCGUGCGUGCGUGCGGGACUUGUGAGUGUAGCUUUCCUCUCUCCUCUCCCUCCCCGAUUCACCGGAUGCUUUUUCGCAGCCACCUCCUCACCAAUUGGAUCCUUAAAACUACCGACCCUACACAUCCCCCCUUUAAUUAGUAGAACAAUUUAAUGAUAGGAGAUUAGCCAGAAUCAGCCUUGUCGUCGUCGUCGUCUGAGUCAGUCCCAUCAGGAACCGGAUCGGUCAGUGGGGAUGUUCUUGAUGUGUGGGUUAAUUUAUUCGCUUUAAAAGUGCACUUUUCGGAUAUCAUUUGGAAGGAUAGGAAGGAAAUUAGCUCAGUUGCAGAAAGAAUAGAAGACUAUUGCUCUCAAUGAAUUUCAAACGUUUUCAAACAAGUCCAACAAGGCAAGUCCGUACUAAAAGCAAUGCGUUAAAUUUAGUUUAUUCAACAGUUUUAAAGCCUUCUCUUUCAAUGACUCCGAGAGGUAGCGAAGGCGAAGAUUAAACUACACCAUCCAUCAUCACCGCCUCACCGAUUGGAAGGAACCGACUUUGUGUUUAUUGUGUUAGCUUUUGUUGUACUUUUCGUACUGUUAACAGCAGCUUAGGUUUGAGGAAGCGGAAGGGAGAUUUUGAUUUACUUAAAAUGGUUGCGACCUGAACUAACCGUUCGCAAAACCUAACGCGUGUUGCCCUAGUAGUUUAUAGUUAAAUGAAAUUCACCAUGUAACAUGCUUGUUUUUAAGGCUCAUUUUAAUUUUGACUAUCAUUGUAUUUGCGUGAACCUUGUUACUUGAGUCGCAACAGUUUUGCGUGGUUCAGAUUUUCUUCGGGCACCACUUUAUUCUCAUUCAAUGUCAACAAUCCAAAAGGUUUAGCUUAGCAUUAAUGAUUUAGGCACAUACACAGAAACACACAGGCUACGAUUCGGAAAGCUAAAAAAGCGAAAGACGGUGAGACAGUUUAGUUAGUUUGUUUGUUUGUUUUUUUUUUUUAUGUGACCGUUAGCACAUGGAUGGCACGUAGCUAGCUGAUGGGACGAUAAAAAAACAAAAAAUCAAUAUCCUUAGUUGUGUGGUGGCUGCUGGCCUCAUCUCCCUCUCAUACACUGCAAUCUCGGCCAGAGUACGGGGCGCGGGCAGGCUGAACGAAUCGAAUACAGAAAAGGCUAGCCAGUUUCAAUAAGGGUCUGGAAAGGGAAAGAAUUUAUGUAUUUAUUUAUAAUUUUGUGUGCAGUAGAAAAGCGAAAUAUGAACUUGGUCGUUUAAAUCACAGCAACUAAGCGGAAUCAAAA